AUGUCCACAGACGUCCCUGAGGCAGCCUCCGUGGAGAAGCAGAAGGAAAUAAAAGAUAAAGUGACUAGUCCAGAGAAAGCCGAAGAAGCAAAAUUACAAGCAAAAUCCCCAUCUGGGCAAAAGCCUGGAGGUUCAGAUUUCUUAAGGAGACAAUUGCAGAACAGGCAAAACUAUUUUGAUUCUGGGAAUUACAACAAGGCUAAAGCAAAAAUGAACAAGCAACUUUCUACUGCAGCUCUGGAUAGGACAGAGGUCACUGGUGACCACAUUCCCGCUCCAUAG
Zalophus californianus (California sea lion) is the source of this 282-nucleotide messenger RNA. RefSeq names its product cAMP-regulated phosphoprotein 19-like. The record is from RefSeq and is a predicted model, not a curated record. The transcript has a single exon. NCBI's taxonomy places the organism in Eukaryota, Metazoa, Chordata, Mammalia, Carnivora, Otariidae. The coding region runs from base 1 to 282 and encodes 93 amino acids.